Acanthochromis polyacanthus (spiny chromis) is the source of this 3895-nucleotide messenger RNA. RefSeq names its product gap junction delta-2 protein-like. Gene Ontology annotation, cellular component: connexin complex. The transcript has 3 exons. NCBI's taxonomy places the organism in Eukaryota, Metazoa, Chordata, Actinopteri, Pomacentridae. The record is from RefSeq and is a predicted model, not a curated record. Bases 1333 to 2328 code for a protein of 331 amino acids. Gene Ontology annotation, biological process: cell communication.
GGGUGAGGGGGGGGGUGUUGCAUGCUCACAGAGUGUGACAGAGAUAGAGCGAUGAACGGGAAAGAGGCACAGAGACAGAGAGGAGAGCGCAGAGCAGAGAUGGGGACCGAGCGCUGAGACAGAGGUAGUUGGCAGGACUGAGAUCUGCACACAGACGUGAGCAAAAGAGGGGAAGGAAGAAGAGAGUGGAGGUUGAAGGAGAGGUGGGGGAGAGCGAGGGAGGGAGAGAGGAGGAGAGGUGCUGCAUGCAAGAUGAUGGAGCCCAGAAAUAGGCUUCACAGGACAGCUUUUCAUCCCUGCUUUCUGCGGCAGACAUGACUCUGGGCACUGGACUGUGCUGAAAUUAGCCAGGGGGACAACACAGGACAGCAGGUCUGCAGCAGACUGCUUUGGUUCAGCCUGGCUGGAUGCAGCAAGGCAGCUGAUUUAUUACUGAGGGGCUGGGUGGCAGUGUGUUUGCAUGUGUGCCUCUGAGUGAAUGUGUAUGCAGGUUUUUAUGGGUCCUUGCAGCGCUCGGAGCUGUGGGAGCGACCAUUCCUCCAGUCAUAAAAUGACAUUCAGCAGGCAGGAGCUUUGUGUGCUGGUGUGGAUCUGCAGUCCUCAGUAGGAAGUGGGAGAGUGGGAUUCAGAGCUGUCAUCGAGUGCAAGUGUGUGUUUACAGUGCUGCUCGCUGAGGUGAGCCAAGGAGGAUCAGCUAUAUAUGUGGUGUGUGUGUGUUUAGGUUGGAGCAGCAAGGGUGCAGCAAAGGCAAAGAUCCCGUACAAAGCAAGGACGAGCGCAGAGCAGCACCGAUGGCAAGGAGUGCAGCUGAAGUACAAGGAGUGCCCUGGGGGUAGGGUGGAGGACAAAGACAGGGGCAGAGGAGGAAGAGGAGAGCAGAGCGAGGGGACGGAAAGAGGCAAGCGGAAAAGAGAGGGUGAUCAUGGCUGUCAUACGGUGAGCUAUAGCAUAUGCUGUAGCGCAGAGCAGAGUGGUGCGGCAGGGGGAGGACAAGCAUCACUGCACAGGGGAGGGGGUGAGACUGAGGGAGAGAGGAGGGGGAGGCAAUCAGCUCAGCACCUCUCCUCCACCAGGAAGAGAAGCACAGCGGGACAGGCCCGGCAGAAGACAGUCACUCACAAACACAAAGGCGCACUGACGAGCGGCCAGGUCAACGUGUAGAGGUCAAAAGGGAGCUGGUGUGGGACAGGGGGGUUUGCUGAACCCCCGCUGGUCCUUGAGAGCGCAGGCUGGUCCUGCGAGGAGGAAGAAGGAGAAGGAGUCCGCUGGGGGGAGAAGGGUCGGCUCCCCGAGUCCUGUUUCUUCUGGUCGGUCUGACACCUCUCCAUCACCAUGGGAGAAUGGACCAUUUUGGAGAGGCUGCUGGAGGCGGCUGUCCAGCAGCACUCUACCAUGAUCGGCAGGUGGCCAGAAAAAGGAGACCAAAGGGAUGUCCGUGUUGCUCUGUUUCUGCUGGAUAUGAUCCUGCUGACAGUGGUGGUGAUCUUCCGUAUCCUAAUAGUCGGCAUAGUGGGGGAGAAGGUGUAUGAAGAUGAACAAAUCAUGUUCAUCUGCAACACCAUGCAGCCCGGAUGCAACCAGGCCUGCUAUGACAAGGCCUUUCCCAUCUCUCACAUCCGCUACUGGGUGUUUCAGAUCAUCUUGGUGUGCACACCGAGCCUGUGCUUCAUCACAUACUCUGUUCAUCAGUCUGCCAAAGCGCGUGAUCGAAGCUACUCUCUGCUGCACCCUUACAUGGAUCACCAUGGUCACGGUCACCAUGGUCGCCAUGGUCAUGACCAUCAUGCUCGCAAGCUUCACUCUCGCAACAUUAAUGGCAUCCUGGUGCACCCUGACAGCAGCAAGGAGGAUCAUGACUGCUUGGAGGUCAAGGAGAUCCCUAACGGGCCGCGAGGACUCCCUCAAACACACAAGAGUGCUAAAGUGCGACGGCAAGAAGGCAUCUCCCGUUUCUACGUCAUCCAGGUGGUGUUCCGCAACGCACUGGAGAUCGGCUUCUUGGCCGGCCAGUACUUCCUGUAUGGCUUCAAUGUGCCAGGGAUGUUUGAGUGUGAUCGCUACCCGUGUGUGAAGGAGGUGGAGUGUUACGUGUCUCGGCCCACAGAAAAGACUGUGUUUCUGGUCUUCAUGUUUGCAGUAAGCGGCAUAUGUGUGCUGCUCAACCUGGCUGAGCUCAACCACCUUGGCUGGAGGAAGAUAAAGACGGCCAUCCGAGGCGUGCAGGCCCGAAGAAAGUCUAUCUGUGAAGUGCGCAAGAAGGAUGUUUCACACCUGUCCCAGGCCCCAAACCUGGGCAGGACCCAGUCUAGUGAGUCAGCCUACGUCUGACAGAGGCUUCUCUGCCUGGGGGCUCGAGGACCUUUGAAAUUUUGGAGAAGAGCUUUUCCCUGGCCCAGGACCCCCCCUCAGUAGGGCACAAAACUCACCACUGCGUUAUUAUCAUCAGGAGCACAGACAGACUGUGUAGUCACGAUGAAGCAUCAAUUCACCAAGUAGUUUCUGACACCAAGAGACAAGAAUCACUUCCUAUAAAGGCAACUGUGUUGCUGCAACAAAGCUUACAUCUGAAGCUUACAUUUUCUGAGUUCUGCUCUGCCUAGGUGACACUAGGUGCCUUCAAAGAACCCAAGAGAUAAAACUGAGCAAUUACAAAUAUUAAAAUACUGUAAAGAUAGUCUGAGGUCGAAUUAUCUGAAGGUCUUAUUAUUUGCCUUUGCUGUAGGUCAGAAUAAUCCCCUCAUUUUCCAAUUUUGUGUGCAUAUGCAAGAGCUUAAGCGUGUGCAUGCAUACGCAUGAGUGUGUGGGGAAAAAAAAGCCAGUCUCUGACUUGAGUUAGAAAAUUGAAUGCUAAACUAAUCUGAGCUACUGAGAGAAAGAUAACGCUUUUUCUAAUUGUCCACAAUGUUCGAGCAAAAACUGCUGGACAAACAAGCACCUUUUUUAACAAACACAAAGACAAACACAGAAACUAUCAGCACUAAAAUGAUUAGCAUUAACUGGAACACACUAUUUGUUGUCAGUGUGCCAGGCUUUUUCACUAUGCUUCGUGUUCUUUGUUGCAUUAGGUGCCAAUCAGUCUACAGACUAACACUGGCUGGGAGUUUCUGCUCAAAGUGAGACACGGAGUGCAUUGAAGAAGAGUUAGAUUUACUUUCCAACACUGUGUUGACGCACCACAAUGCUCCCAGUGCCUGCAAGGCAUGCUGUUUACUCUCAGAGCCCACUGAAAACAGUCGAGAAAGGUGUGCCAGUGAUUCCACUUCGGCUUGUACAACGUGAUUGCUGUUGAAAGCGAAUGAAUGGAAUUACAUACAGACUUUUUUCCAGUUCAAUAGGAAAAGUAUUGUAGUCACAAAUAUUUUAACAUGUAACCUCAAGCUUUUUUUCACAAGCAGAUUUGGUGCCAUAUUUCAAAGUUCCUGUACAUAGAUGAAAUGUAAUAAUUACACUUAGCCUUUUCCCUGUACGGUAUAGAUAGGCUUUACAUGGGUGGGGAACGAGGGUUUGAGUGGGUAUGAAGAUUAAUCAUAGAUUGCCAGCUUUAACAAUAUGUAUUAUUAAUGUGAUCUUUGUUAUGCCUUCACCCUCUAAUGGAGACUAUAUGUUCCAAGAAGUGUUUCCCCUCCUUAUGGACUCUGAAAAAGGCAUGUUACUGAAGCAUUAAUAGAAUGGAUAGAUUAUGACAUGUAACUUUAAAAAGAGACUGUUUUAUUUAUUUGCAUCCUGCUCCUGUGAAAUGUAAUACUCAGCAUGCAUGAAGAUGAAAAAUAUGAAGAGAUAUGAACAUAGAAUCUAAUUAUGGGAAUAUUGAAAGAGAAUACCUGAGAGGCGCCACAACUGCAGCAAUAAUAUAUAGUAUGUGAAAAAAAUAUGUGAAUAAAUUAUUAUGCAGUGA